Molecule: messenger RNA, 2770 nt
Organism: Dermacentor andersoni
Lineage: Eukaryota; Metazoa; Arthropoda; Arachnida; Ixodida; Ixodidae
Biological process (GO): pre-miRNA processing; siRNA processing; apoptotic DNA fragmentation
Cellular component (GO): nucleus; RISC-loading complex; cytoplasm
Molecular function (GO): RNA binding; protein binding; ribonuclease III activity
Source: RefSeq, a predicted model, not a curated record
CUUCCAUCCAUCCAUCCAUCCUUUUAACAUUGUGUCAGUAUUUCCUUUUUCUCUCGCGAUCACCGCGCUCGCGAUUCACUUCUUUCUUUCCGGAGGCGACGAUUCGGGGAUGUCGGUCUUGAAGGAGAGCCUUUCCUUCAGCUUUUCCAGCAGCGACUGGUCCUCCUUCACGCCUUCGGCUGUGUGCAGGCUUUCGACGAUCAGCUUGUAGCACUCGGCGCGUGUGAGCCCCAAAGCGGACGACACGGAGAUCCUCGGGUACUGCUUGGCGUACCGAUCGGAGGCAAGGGCACGCAGGCUGUCCAGCCGACGCUCGCACUCCUGAGGGUCCUGCACGACGGUCUGCUCUCUGUGUCGGAACUCUUCGGCCACCCUACGCCGGACGAACUCGCCGAGGCAUUUGCCGCUCCUGGCGGGAUCAGCACGCCAAGCGCAGCAGAUUUUCAAGUAUUCGCGGUACAAGUUACCCCCCAGCCAUUUGCGUGUGCGGACAUGAGCGACGACGCGAAUCGGGUUGGAUUGGAUUAAUCUGGUUCGACUGAAGUCGCGCUCGCCGGAUUUCGCCCUCUAAUUAUGGCCUCCGAGAUUGAAAACGGUGGUCUCAGAGGUCGCGCUUUAAGUACCUGAACGAUACACCGCGAAAAGCUGGUCGCACAAUCAAUGAAGACGAAGAACUUUAUCAGUGAGGUUAUUGAAGGUUCACGCAGCAGAGAUAAUAACUAGAAAAUAAGGCCUGUGACUGUGUGAGGCUGCGCAUACGUCUGAAUGCUUGAAACAGUGCAAACAUGAGAUGCCGUUGGAAUCAAAUAAUGCCUGGGACAUCAACCAUCGGAAAUGUACGAUUCGUCCACCUUUGCACCUGAUUUCCUUGUUGUUUUGUCUAUGCCACUGCACAACCACUUAAAAGGUCAUUCAUAUUUAAAACAGCGCCAAAAAACACGGACAAGGGAGGACACAGGACGAGCGCUGACUGCCAACACCUUUAUUGGAGCCUGCGCAAAUAUAUACAGUUUGCCUGUGGUGCUCGGGAUACCGUGCCUUCGGCGUCCGUGUGAAGGUUUUUCUUGCGGGGAUACUCGGCUUGAUGUAGACCGUGAACGUCGCCCUCUUCAUGACAGCCUGAAAGCACGAUGCCUCUGGGACUUCAAUACUUGGUGACUCUCUCAGGGAAAUAUGUCGUGCCACAAGAUAAGGUGGAUAAAAUAAAUCAGGAUAGGGAAACACGUGGGUUUGUAGCCCACAGAGCUAGUGACACCCGCUUGGAAGUUGAAAUAACAAAUGUAGAGCAUGUUAAAGAAGCGUGCGAAGAAAUGAACGCGAUCGGACACCAGGAGCGUUCCACAGAGCUGGGACUGAGAACAAGCACGACGCGCUUGGACUUUACCUACAAAGUCAAGCCAGGACCUUCUACCAUGGAAGGAGGGUUGGACACCGUCAUCACGGUCAGCUUAGUUGGGAUAAAUAUCAAUCUACCCCGAAAGCUGACAGCCCUCCUAGUAAAGGAGCUCGCCUGAGCAUUCGACCAGGACCUCUACCGACUCGGCCGGGCUCGCAGAUUUGGCGGUCUGAUGGUGGCCACCAAGCUUGAGCACAGUGACAACUGGCGUCCCCCCAGACACAUCGUGCCUCCUGGACUCGAGAGGGCUCUCAUUGAAUCGGGCCUUCCGGCGCUAAUUGGUGCCUACCUCGUGUCAUGCGGUCCUCACACGACCCUUCUCUUCAUGUCUUGGUUGGGACUCUAUGUGGUACCCAAAAACUGCACCGCAGAGACGCUGCCGAACUUUGGUGUCAUGCUCUACGGUACGCUAGAGCCGCCGCUUGUUGUGCCCGACGCAGGACCGCAGCUAGGUGAGCUUCUCUCCGGCUACGAUGCGUUCGAGGCACGCAUCGGUUAUCUGUUUCGGGACCGUGCCUAUCUCCUCCAGGCCUUCACUGAUGCCUCGUAUCGCUACAACCGACUCACGGACUGUUAUCAGCGGCUUGAGUUCUUGGUUGAUGUUGUGUCGGACUACUUAAUAACGCGGCACCUCUACGACGACCCCCAGCGCCACUCGCCAGGCACAUUGACUGACCUGCGGUCGCCACUCGUGAACAACACUUUCUUUGCCUCGAUGGCGGUGAAGGAGGAGUACCAGAUCGGGGUGGUGGACGGUCGGCAGCCGCUGCUGGACGUGGACCACACGUUGGCCUGGCUCAACCUGCUGAUGCCUCGCUACGUGAACCGCAAGGGUGUGACGCUGCCCACUUCGUCGGAGCAGACGAAGCGGGCCAAGCGCGAGAGCCUGCAGCAAAAACAGAUCCUGGUGGCGGAAUUACUGUGUGCCAUCCACCCGUUGCCGGCGUCGCUAUGGCACAAGGCUGCCUGCCUGCCCUGCAUCCUCUACAGGAUGAACUCGCUCCUGCUGGCCGAGAAGCUGCGGCUGACGGUGGCUCGCGAGGUGCAAGUGGGCCGGCUGGAGCUCCCCAAGGGCUUCAAGUGGCCCACGUUGGACUUUGACUGGACCCUGGCCGACGUGCUACAAAAGGCCCAGGAGGCUGCCAAGGCCGAAGAAGAGCGGGCUGCCGAACUGAUGGAACGCACGGGCAUCCAGCCGGUCUGCAUCUCGCCGCCGCCGGCGAUGAACGCGUGGCGUGCGCCCCAGCCCUACCAGCCGCCUGUGUUCCAGCAGGCAAAUUUCAAGUCCAGGCUGCACAAAACUCAUGAAGAACUCAUCAAGUCUUUGUCCCUGUACAUCGGAAUUUGUGUUACAUAAAAGUCAAUGAAAGUGUG